UAAUGAUUUAGAAUUACAAAAUAAUAUUCAAAAUCAAGCAGCAUACGGUUUUUACCAAAAAACAUUUGAGCCUGAACUUUAUAAUCUAGAAAAUGAUGGUGAAUUUGAGGAUUGGUCGGGAAAUAAUAAUAGGUUAGGAAAUGUCAACGGACUUGAGAAUAGGUUCGAAUGUGCUAAUGAAUUUGAAAAUGAAUUUGAAAAUGGAUUGGACUGUGAUGAUGAAUUCGAAGGUAUCGAUGAAUUUGAAAAUGGGUUAGACUGUGAUGAUGAAUUCGAAGGUGUUGAUGAAUUUGAAAAUGGGUUAGACCGUAAUGAUGAAUUCGAAGGUAUUGAUGAAUUUGAGAAUGAGAUGGAAUGUGAUGAAUUUGAAGGUAUUAAUGAAUCUGAGAAUGGUUCAGUAAUUGAUGAAUUUGAGAAUUGGUCAGAAAGCGAUAGUAGCGAUUCAAGUAUAGCUAGUUCAACUUUAAUAGAUAAUGAAGAGAAUAUCCCUUUUAUAUCCUCUGAACUUGCCGCAGUAAUUCGACUUCUUAAGGUUAAAGCACAGAAUAACCUUACCGAUGAAGCCUUUAGUGAAAUUAUGAAAGCCGUAAUAACAAACCCGAUGAGCUUAUAUAUGAUCAAAAAAAAAUUAUCAUCAUUAGUUUCAUUUAAACCUGUGUGGAUAGACAUGUGCAUUAAUACUUGUUGUGCUUAUACUGGUAAUUAUAGCA
Molecule: messenger RNA, 710 nt
Organism: Racocetra persica
Lineage: Eukaryota; Fungi; Glomeromycota; Glomeromycetes; Diversisporales; Gigasporaceae
Source: the annotation of a GenBank genome assembly